This is a messenger RNA of Ilyonectria robusta, 366 nucleotides long. RefSeq lists its product as uncharacterized. The record is from RefSeq and is a predicted model, not a curated record. The transcript is spliced from 3 exons. Lineage: Eukaryota; Fungi; Ascomycota; Sordariomycetes; Hypocreales; Nectriaceae. Bases 1 to 366 code for a protein of 121 amino acids.
AUGGCAGCUUGUGCCGGCAAGCUCGAGUUGCUAUGUAUAACUUGUGCCGGCAGGCUUGAGUUACUGCCGGCAAGUCAGGGGGGUCCGAAUCGGCCUGUCAAAAUAGCAGCUUAUGCCGGCAACCCCGAGUUGCAAUAUGCCAGUAAGGGCAUCCGCAGCCGGCCUCUAACGUCGGCAGCUUACAACAGCAGCUUAUGCCGGAAAGCUCCAGUUGCUAUAUCUCGUGCUGGCAAGCUCGAGUUGCUGUGUGCAAGUGAGGGUAUUUACAGCGGGCCUAUAACAUCAGUAGCAACUUUCAACAGCAACUUGCAACGGCAGCUUGUGCCGGCAAGCUCGAGUUGCUGUGGCAAGUUUAGCAGCUUGUAA